Molecule: messenger RNA, 2052 nt
Organism: Hymenoscyphus albidus
Lineage: Eukaryota; Fungi; Ascomycota; Leotiomycetes; Helotiales; Helotiaceae
Source: the annotation of a GenBank genome assembly
CUCAUACGCUGUCGCUGCCUCGGAGGCUAUUUGCUAUUUAUUUUACUAGAGUUCCCCUUCAACCGCCUUUACCAACACUUCUUGGUUGAAGACCUCGACCUUUGGCUAUCUGGUGCCUGGAUAGGAGUAGAAUACCCACUUAUCCCUUCUUUUGUUCAUUUCUUGCACGGGCAGAGAUUCAUUCGGCCGAUUCGGUCCACCACCCCGCCACUAUGGCAACCAUUCCUGGUUUGUUUGCUCCCAUUCGCUCUUUUGGUUGAACUUCUGCUAAUAUGACCCAGUGGUCGUCAAGCAUCAGGGCAAGAAGUACGAUGUCGAGCUCGAUCCCUCCUCCCUCGGCGAAGUCUUCAAAUUCCAACUCUACUCAUUAACCGGCGUAGAGCCCGAUCGCCAAAAGAUCCUCGUGAAGGGUGGCCAGCUCAAAGAUGAUACCGAUUUGUCCAAGAUUGGCGCAAAGCCAGGACUAGUCAUCAUGAUGAUGGGAACACCAGGUGACGCGUCCAACGUUUUGACCAGACCAAAGGAUCCUGUCAAGUUCGUGGAGGACAUGACUGAGGCAGAAGCUGCUCAGCAAGUUGGUGCUACUCCCGCCGGUCUUCAAAAUCUAGGCAAUACGUGCUAUCUCAACUCGACAUUACAGACCCUCCGCGCUAUUCCAGAGCUCCAGGAGCAACUCGAAAAGUACACGCCGGGUCCAUCUUCGGGACCGCAGGGCAAUACACUUGGAGAUCUCAGCAUGUUUGGGCUCGGCGGUGUAGGCUCCUCGAUGGAUCUCACAGCUUCCCUGCGAGAUUUGUAUAGACAAAUGAGCCAAACUCAAGAGGGCUUUCCUCCACUUGCAUUCCUGAACGCACUCCGUGCUUUAUUCCCCCAAUUCGCACAAAAGGCAAAAAACAACCAUGGAUACGCACAACAGGAUGCAGAAGAAGCUUGGUCGCAAAUCAUUUCCCAGCUUCGUCAGAAGUUGAAAUUCACGGAAACACCCAGCGGUGAUACGGAAGCAAAGGAGAUUUCAUUCAUCGACAAGUUUCUAGCUGGAAAGAUUUCAUCAGUAACGGAAUGUGAUGAGCAAGAAGCCAAGGAUGCCGGGGAGGAGGUUGCUAAAAGCGAAGAUGCCUUCUUGAAGUUAGACUGUCAUAUUGAUAAAGAUACCAACCACCUGAAGGAUGGUAUCCUAGCUGGUUUGUCGGAAAAGAUUGAGAAAACCUCAUCUGUUCUUGGUCGGGAUGCAGUUUUCACCAAGACAUCACGAAUCUCACGGUUACCAAAGUACUUGACCAUCCACUUUGUUCGAUUUUUCUGGAAGCGAGAGGCACAAAAGAAAGCCAAGAUUAUGCGAAAGGUUACUUUCCAGCAUGAACUAGACGUGGUGGACUUCUGUACCGACGAACUAAAGAAAUUGAUCAUUCCUGUCCGUGACAAAGUUCGCGAGGUACGAAAAGACGAAGAGGAUGUUGAGAGGGCUCGCAAGCGCCAAAAGCGUAUUCACGACAAGGAAGUUGCAGAUAAAGCUGCUGGAAUCACGGAUUCUGUUUCCGAGUCCAAAAAGGCCGACAACAAGAAGGAUUCCGAGAAGAAGAAGGACGGCCCAUCAAAGGAUGGAGAUACCGAGAUGGAAGAUGUUGUUUACAAGACUGACGCAGAGGUUGAUGCUGAGCGUUCCGCGGCUGUUCUCGAGGCCAAGAAGGAAUUACAUGCCAUGAUCAACCCAGAACUCUUGAAAGACGAAGGCAACAACAAAUCCGGCCUGUACGAACUUCGCGGCAUCGUAACACAUCAGGGAGCCAGUGCAGAUAGCGGUCAUUACACUGCUUACGUCAAGAAACUCGGUCCAUUGGAUCCCAAAACUGGAAAGCGCGGCGAGGAGGAUGGAAACUGGUGGUGGUUUAACGACGACAAGGUUUCCGAGGUGGAGUCGGAGAAGAUUGCUACGCUCGCUGGUGGUGGCGAGUCGCACUCUGCUUUGAUUCUUCUGUACCGUGCGCUUCCGAUGCCGACUGCUGAUGGUCUUGCGGAUUUGUAGAAGUGGCGACUGGCGGCGUUUCCUUGGCA